Molecule: messenger RNA, 1539 nt
Organism: Paramecium primaurelia
Lineage: Eukaryota; Ciliophora; Oligohymenophorea; Peniculida; Parameciidae
Source: the annotation of a GenBank genome assembly
AUGCAAUGCUCUUAUAAAUAUUGUGGUUUAGCAAAUAAAGCUUAAUCCGAUGGUGUGGUUUCAUGUCCUCUAUGUUAUUAAACUCGAUAUUGUUCAUAAAGAUGUAAAGAUCUCGAUUGGUAUAAAGUGUUGUUAAUUUUAGGACUAUUUCACAUAAAUUAAAUUGUAAAGGAAAAUAAGUUAGAUAAUCAAAUGUAAAUGAUACUUAAUCUACUGUUAAAUCUAUUGGCAAAAAUAUUGAUGAUUUCGAAAUUAUAGUUAAAGAUGGUAAGUCUGAAUUAGGACGAGGUAGUUAUGGUUAAGUCAAACUAGUUAAAGAUCGCUAAAAUGGAUAGUUAUAUGCUAUGAAAAUAGUAAUUAUAAGAUAUAUUAAUUUAGUUAAAUAAAAAAAGAAUAUUUGAGUAUUGGUCAACAGAAAACUUAAAGAGAGAGAUUAAAAUUUAAAGAAGAUUAACUCAUCCUCAUAUUGUUAGAUUGUAUCAUUAUUUUGAAGAUAAAGAGAAUGUCUAUUUGAUUUUAGAAUUAGCAGAAAAUGGAAGUUUAUUUGUAUAUGUUAGAAGAAGAAAAAGGUUACCAGAAAAAGAAGCAUUUGUUUAUUUCUUUUAAACUUGUUUAGGAAUUGAAUACCUUCAUAAGAAAAAUAUUUUACAUAGAGAUUUAAAACCAGAAAAUCUAUUAUUGGAUAAAUAAGGAAAUAUAAAAGUUUGUGAUUUUGGUUGGUCAGCUGAAGCUAAUCAAUAGACAAAAAGAACAACAUUUUGUGGUACUUUAGAUUAUAUGGCUCCAGAAAUGUUAUUAAAUAAACCUUAUGAUUUUAAAUUAGAUAUUUGGUGUUUAGGAAUUUUAUUAUAUGAAUUAAUUCAUGGAUAAGCUCCAUUUAAAGGAAAAACUAAUUAAGAAAAAGGUCAAAAUAUCAUAAAUUUAUAAACCAUAGAAUUUAAUCAAAGUUGUUCUUUUGAAGUUAAAGAUCUUAUUAGCAAUAUACUUAAAAUUAAUCCAGAUGAUAGAUUAUCUUUGCUUUAAAUAUUUGAACAUCCCUUUAUGAAAAGAAACUACGAAAGCUAUGGAAUUGAUUUAAAUCAAUAUUUAAAUAAAGAAGAGAAAAUUGAAAACAGAUCUUUGUCUCCGGUUUAGGAAUAAUUAAAAGCCAGGUAUUAUUAAAAUUUAUUAAUAUUAUAGAAACUUUACAUUACCAUAACAUAAUUCUUCUCAUGAAUUAAAUAAUCCUUCCCUGUAAUCUACAUUUUCAAUUUAAUAAAAAUACUCUAAUGUUCAAAAUUACAAAAGUAUUAAUUAACCAACAACUGGAACUAAUACAUCCAUAUCAACUGUAUUCAAAACAUUUAUUUUUAGUAUUCUUAAGAAGAUGAAUUAAAAGCUAGAGUAAGUCGAGUUUCGUAAAGGCAAUAGAUAGCUUAAUAAUAAAGAGAAAUAGGAUCAUAUAGAUAAGCCAAUAGUGAUCUUGGGUUAAUGGAUAGAGUUUUUUAAGCUUUAGGAUGUUUGAAUAGAGACAAGUAAUAAUAAAAUUAAUAAUUUUGA